Molecule: messenger RNA, 2082 nt
Organism: Metarhizium robertsii ARSEF 23
Lineage: Eukaryota; Fungi; Ascomycota; Sordariomycetes; Hypocreales; Clavicipitaceae
Product: N-terminal binuclear Zn cluster-containing protein
Exons: 4
Coding region: 1-2082 (693 amino acids)
Biological process (GO): DNA-templated transcription
Molecular function (GO): zinc ion binding; DNA binding
Source: RefSeq, a predicted model, not a curated record
AUGCAACUACAAUUUGCCAGACUCGCAAUAGCACCUCAUCUUGCUCCUACGUGGCAAGAACAAACUGCUGACUUGGAAACUCAUCCGUCGUACCUCACCCACAGUGAGAAGAAGAUUGAUCAAAUUGAAAGCCGCUUGGGCAAUAUUGAGGUACUCCUCAAGAAUAUCGCCAAUCCAGCUGCACCUAUCCAGUUUCACUAUGACCCGACGGCCGCAGGCAACACACCACAAACCGGUAGCAGUAGUAUCCCAACUGCUGCCUCAACCGGCGACUUUGACAGCAGCGACGAUGAAUCCGCCUACGGUGGUGAUACGGGCUUGAUUGCCCAUACCACCUUUGCCAGCGAGUUCCUCGAGAGUGCCGUCAAGAGAACAUCCCUCCGCGAAGUGAAUCCCAAGAUGGCUGCCGGCUUGAAUAACCUAAGCCAAUUGGUCGAGAUGCAAAAACGUCGAUCAAUAAGUCACGGUCCCCGGUUUCCUCUCCAGAAGCCUGUGCCGCCGGGUGGCAUCUCAAAGCUCCCUAUGCCGCCCAUGCAGGCAGUUGUGAGUCUUUUAAAGCACGCCAAAGCUGCUCCGCCAACCCUGUUCACCAUCAUGUGUUCGCUCGUCGGGCUGCCAGACUUUACCGGGCUGUGUCGCAGGGUGUAUUUUGCAACAGAGGAGUUUUCUGACGCCACAUUCAUAAUUGUAAAUGCCAUGCUCUAUAACCUUUUCAUGGAGCAAAACUCACUUGCUACCGACCCCAUGGCACGGGAUGAGUACCACGCAUAUAUGAGUCAGAGUCAAGCCAACCUUGAGACUGCUCUUGCGAAUACACACCUAUUCCUGGCAACAAGAGUCGAAAAUGUUCAAGCAUUACUACUAGGCGCUCUCUAUGCUGUGGAUGUAUCCCGCCCUUCAGUCGCGUGGCAUUUAUCCUGCAUGGCGGCUCAGCUCUGCCAGACUGGUGGAUUUCAUCGCUCGGAAUCGCUCAAAUUCGACCCGCCAGCAACAGCCAAGUUAAAGCGGAUACUCUUUUGGCAUGUGUACACUCUUGACAAAGGUCUAGGCCUCAGGCUUGGUCGAGCCCCAGUCAUACAUGAGUGUGACAUUGAUAUCCCGCGUGUAUUCGAGUUUGAUGGUCUGGGGCAAGAAGACUCAUCAACCAUUCCGACCCUCUGGAUCAAGAUGAGCUAUCUGCAAAGUCGAAUCUACGAGCAGUUGUAUAGCCCGAGCGCCCUGAAAAGCCCACCGGCAGAUCUCGUUGAACGAGCAAGAGCCCUUGCCAGCGAGUGCCGAAAAUUUGAAGUCGAGGCCGACAAGGCCCGUAACGAGACGUACGCCUACCUCAAGGCGGUCAAUUCGUCUGAUCUGGUUGACGUGUUCUUGCGAGGCGACGAGGUUCAGUUCCAGGUCACCUUGACACUGGUAUAUCGCGUCAUCCCCGCGCCUGAAGGCUCAGUCAGUCGCUUUUGCGACGAGUGCUUGGCCACGGCUCGAAAAGCCAUGAAGGUGCACCAAGAGUGCACCAAGAGGUCUACGAUAGGUGGCUAUUUCAGAUCAAUUUAUAUCCAUUGGAACCUUCUCCUUACCCCAUUCGCGCCAUUCUUCGUCCUCUUUUGCUACGUCAUCGAAACCGGCUCCCUGGAUGACCUCCGAUUACUCCAGGAAUUCGUCGACUCUCUCGACGAAGCAAGAGACGCCUCGGAGACGAUUGAGAAGCUCUAUCGUCUAUGCCAAGUCAUGUGCGACGUGGCCGGCCUCUACGUGGAAGCCAAGUCCCAACAGCAGCAGGACCAGACCAUGGUCCCCAUCGGCGACGAGUUCGAAAUGUACCUCAGCCAGCUGGGCUUUAUGCCCACCGAGGACCAGGCCAUGGGAAAUACCAACGCGGCCGGCGGUCCACCGCCACUCAGUGGUCAGGCCGCACAGAUAGCGGACUGGUUCUCCGGGAACCGCAAUAUGAUGGGCCUCUUGGAGGAAGAUUUAUCGCAUAUCGAUUCAUAUCGGUGGAUGCAGCAGCAGCAACAGCAGCAAGCGGCACAGCCGCAGCAGAUAGUAUCUCCGCAGGUACCUCUGGCACAACAAACCUCUCCCAUGUAA